CCCAUGGAGUGUCACACUGCAUGACAUCACUUCCAUAGAAUAGAAAUGCCAUAUACUGACUGUGCCUAAAAUAAACAGAUAUUAACUUUUCUGUUCUUAAUUACAGCUCAAUUUUUCAGACAUUUAAUUGUUGCCAAGGGCAUAAGAGUAAUUCACUUAGUAUACUCUGAUUAAUUGUAGAAAAACUUGUCCAAACAUGGCUGACCAUAUGCGUAAAGUCCGGAAAAAAUUGGCGAAACGAAAAGACAGGCAAUCUCAACUAAAAAGCAUGAGGGAUAAAAUGUUUGAGGCUGUGAAAGCUGAAAAAGAAGAAACUGAAUACUCCACACUGCAUGGACAAAGUGAAGAACCAUCUUCAGAAAAAGACGGAGCAGUAAUGGAGGUACAGGAGCAAGAAAUGGGGGCUCCAGAAAUAAAAACUGAUAAAAAAUCCAAAAAAAUCAAAAAUGAAAAAAAAUCUGAGAAUAAAAAAUCUGAAAACGAAAAAUCCGAAAACAAAGAAUCUGAAAACGAAAAAUCUGAAAAUGAUAAAAAAUCAGAUUUAAUUGUAACUACUGCUCCAGGCUCUGAGUUAAAAGUUAAGACAAUGGCGGCGCCAGUAAAUGUAGAUACUUCUUUUGCGUCCCUUGCAACAUUAGGUGUCAGCGACUUAACUUUAAAAGCAAUCGAAGAUAUGGGAUUUAGUCACAUGAUGGAAAUACAGGCUAAAUCUAUACCACCUUUGCUAGAAGGUAGAGAUCUUUUGGCAGCUGCUAAAACUGGCAGCGGUAAAACGCUAGCGUUCCUUAUCCCAGCAAUAGAGCUUAUGUAUAAGUUAAGAUUCAUGCCAAGAAAUGGAACUGGAGUUAUUGUUAUAUCUCCAACAAGAGAACUAGCUAUGCAGAUAUAUGGGGUUCUUCAAGAUUUAUUGAAACACCAUUGCCAGACCUAUGGAUUGAUCAUGGGCGGCAGUAAUCGGUCUUCUGAGGCUAAAAAGCUGGGAAAUGGGAUUAAUAUUAUUGUAGCCACACCCGGGAGACUUCUAGAUCACCUUCAGAAUACGCAGGAGUUUAUGUUCCGAAAUCUGCAGUGUUUAAUCAUAGAUGAAGCAGAUAGGAUCUUGGAGGUUGGAUUUGAAGAGGAAAUGAAACAGAUUGUGCGUCUUCUUCCAAAGAGGAGACAAACAAUGCUGUUUUCUGCGACGCAGACCAAAAAAAUUGAGGAUCUAGCCCGUGUUUCGCUGAAAAAGAUGCCGCUUUAUGUGGGAGUAGAUGACUCUGAGCAGUCGGCAACUGUAGAUGGCUUGGAGCAAGGUUACGCUGUAUGUCCUUCAGAAAAACGGUUUUUGGUCCUAUUUACUUUUCUGCGAAGAAAUAGGGAUAAAAAAGUGAUGGUUUUCUUCUCAUCCUGCAUGAGUGUAAAGUUCCAUUAUGAGCUUUUAAACUACAUUGACCUCCCAUGCAUGUCGAUCCACGGACGACAGAAACAGACGAAACGCACAACCACAUUUUUCCAGUUCUGUAACGCAGAUAAAGGAAUCCUCCUCUGCACUGAUGUUGCAGCGCGAGGAUUAGACAUCCCAGAGGUCGAUUGGAUCGUCCAGUUUGAUCCUCCAGAUGACCCAAAAGAAUACAUCCAUAGAGUAGGGCGCACAGCAAGAGGUGUAAAUGGUAGAGGGCAUGCUCUUCUUUUCCUACGUCCCUCAGAGUUGGGUUUCUUGCAUUAUCUUCGCCAUGCUAAAGUCCCAGUAAGUGAGUUUGAAUUUUCGUGGUCAAAAAUCGCGAAUAUUCAAACCCAGCUUGAAAGAUUGAUACAGAAGAAUUACUUUCUACAUAAAUCCUCCCAAGAAGCGUAUAAAUCCUACAUACGUGCUUAUGCAUCGCACUCACUCAAGUCUAUUUUCAAUGUCGAGACCCUGGACCUUGCAAAGGUGGCAUCAUCGUUUGGAUUUCCAGUUCCACCCUAUGUUGAUCUUAACGUACACAGCAAGAAAAUGAGCAAGCAGUCAAGACGGAACCAGUAUGGAGCCCAAAACGAGAAAUCCAAAAUUUACAAGAGUGUUGGGACAAGAAGAAAGGAUAGACGAUCAUUUACAAAUUAAAUCUUGUUGUUUUUAAAAUGCUGUAUUUACAAUUUAGCGUGAAACUGGAUUUGGUGAAAAAAUACACUCAAAUAAAAAUUGACAACAUUUAA
Molecule: messenger RNA, 2172 nt
Organism: Ciona intestinalis (vase tunicate)
Lineage: Eukaryota; Metazoa; Chordata; Ascidiacea; Phlebobranchia; Cionidae
Molecular function (GO): RNA helicase activity; nucleic acid binding; ATP binding
Source: RefSeq, a predicted model, not a curated record